Molecule: messenger RNA, 867 nt
Organism: Cutaneotrichosporon cavernicola
Lineage: Eukaryota; Fungi; Basidiomycota; Tremellomycetes; Trichosporonales; Trichosporonaceae
Exons: 2
Coding region: 1-867 (288 amino acids)
Source: RefSeq, a predicted model, not a curated record
AUGCGCACUUCCCUCCGGCUCCUCCAGGAAGCUGUUGCCGCUACGCGUGCCGCCAACCCCAGCGUGGUUCGGGACACUUUCAGGCGGAGUACGCGGAUGUCGUCUGCGGACGCUGCCGGGCGGCCCGAGAUGGACACCAAGUACGUCGUCGUCGAGGUGCCGUACACCGCACUGCCGACCGACGUGCACCGCGCACUCAGGGAGGUUGGCGCUGUCCCAAAGAAAUUCCCUUUGAGCGCCGUCGUUCACGAGCCCGUUGGCGGGACGCGCAAGGCCUCCUUGAUGACCCGGUACCACCUGACAGCGCCGGACAGCAAGAGUGGCGAGACCAUGUACAACGUGCUCAUGUCACGGCCGCUCUUUGCUGCCGGGAGUGCGCGCGCUUCUGCGCAGCCGGGACGCCCGGCGUUUGGCGCCAACGGACUCAAGAACGAGGCGCGUGUCGUCUACACCUCGCGCGACGCUUUCGGGUGGGUCGACGGUAUCCUCCGGAUGGUCUCGCGCAAUCAGAAGCCGGACUGGCAAGCUUCGCAGCAGGCGGCUCAGGCUCAGCGCCUCGGCCAACUGCCGGACGCCGAAUGGGCACUUGCGCCUAACAUGAGCGGCCGGCGCGUGCUCCUCCGCGGCCUGCCGCGUGAGCGUCCCAUCGAACUUGUUCGCGACUUUCUCCGCGAGGUCGGCGUCGAGGUCGACCGCGAGGGCAUCAAGCGCCUCGUCAAUGCCCAGCUUGGCAGCCGUUCGGCGCUCGUCGUCACGUGCAAGUCGGUCGCGGACGCACACUACCUUGCACGCCGUACCAACAAGGCGCCCUACCUCAAGGGCGUCAUGGGAUACGAGUACAUGAUGCGCUCACACGUCGUCUGGUAG